CCUUGCAUUAACAAGAUGGCUGCUCCUGGAGAGUACUUUGGUGUCGGGAGUCAGAUUUCCUGUCUGACGUGCCUGGGCCAGCAGUUGCACGGGGAGGUGGUCGCCUUUGAUUACCAAUCCAAGAUGUUAACUUUAAAAUGUCCUUCUUCCAGUGGGAAGCCCAGCCAUAAUGAUGUUCUACUGAUUAAUUUAGCUUAUGUUUCGGAUGUUAAAACAAUUAAUGAUCGCGCUGAAACUCCACCACCCUUAGCUUCACUGAAUGUUAGCAAGCUUGCCAAUCGAGCACGGACUGAGAAGGAAGAGAAAUUAAGCCAAGCUUAUGCAAUUAGUGCCGGAGUCUCUCCAGAAGGCCAGCAGCUUUUUCAGACUAUCCAUAAGACCAUCAAGGAAUGUAAGUGGCAAGAGAAGAGCAUAAUUGUCAUGGAUGAAGUUGUAAUUGUACCACCUUACCAAGCUGAGAAUUGUAGAGGCAAAGAGGGAAGUGCAUUAAGUCAUGUACGCAAAAUAGUCGAGAAACACUUUAGAGACUUGGAAAAUCAGAAGUUAAUGCAACAACGUUCACAGGCACAGCAGGCACUGAAGGAAACUGCUUUGUCAUCCUGA
Mobula hypostoma (lesser devil ray) is the source of this 603-nucleotide messenger RNA. RefSeq names its product protein LSM12-like. Gene Ontology annotation, molecular function: RNA binding. NCBI's taxonomy places the organism in Eukaryota, Metazoa, Chordata, Chondrichthyes, Myliobatiformes, Myliobatidae. The record is from RefSeq and is a predicted model, not a curated record. Bases 16 to 603 code for a protein of 195 amino acids. The transcript has 5 exons.